Penicillium robsamsonii is the source of this 1686-nucleotide messenger RNA. RefSeq names its product tyrosyl-DNA phosphodiesterase 1. Gene Ontology annotation, cellular component: nucleus. The record is from RefSeq and is a predicted model, not a curated record. Gene Ontology annotation, molecular function: double-stranded DNA binding; single-stranded DNA binding; 3'-tyrosyl-DNA phosphodiesterase activity. Bases 1 to 1686 code for a protein of 561 amino acids. Lineage: Eukaryota; Fungi; Ascomycota; Eurotiomycetes; Eurotiales; Aspergillaceae. Gene Ontology annotation, biological process: single strand break repair; double-strand break repair. The transcript has 4 exons.
AUGGAGCGCCCCUCAAAAAGAGUCAGAAUCUCAUCAGAUUCCGGUAAUGGCUCGGCAACACCCCUGACGUCUUUACACAGGGCCAUUAGCCCACCAUUACCACGAGGCAGUCCCCGGCUGGCUGAUGGUGAAUUGACUGAUGGCCCUGAAGGCACUGUUCGCCCUGUCCAGCUUGUCAAUUCGCCAGUACAACUUACCCAUAUUCGCGAUUUACCAACUGGUAACAAUGUCGAUACCAUCCGACUACGUGACAUUCUCGGAGAUCCCAUGAUCCGUGAAUGCUGGCAGUUUAAUUUCCUGUUCGAUGUGGAUUUUCUCAUGGCACAAUUUGACGAGGAUGUCCGAGCUCUGGUGAAAGUCAAGGUUGUGCAUGGAUCGUGGCGCAGAGAGGAUUCGAAUCGGAUUCGAAUUGAGGAAACAUGUUCGCGAUAUCCUAAUGUUGAGCCUAUUGUCGCCUAUAUGCCGGAGCCUUUCGGGACACAUCAUUCCAAGAUGAUGAUUCUUCUUCGGCACGAUGAGCUAGCUCAAGUUAUUAUCCAUACGGCAAACAUGAUCCCUCUGGACUGGACCAAUAUGACACAAGCCGCCUGGCGCUCUCCACUGCUUCCCCUGCAGAAGGCAAGUUUCGCAGGAUCUCAGACAGACGCAAAAGUAGGCUCGGGCGCACGAUUCAAAAGAGAUAUGCUCGCCUAUCUGAAAGCGUAUGGACCUAAAAAGACCGGCCCGCUAGUGCAGCAGUUGGACAGCUAUGACUUUGGCGCUAUUCGCGCUGCCCUCAUCGCUAGUGUCCCAUCCAAAAAGCACGCCAGUGAUUCCAGCUCAGAAGAGGAUACACUAUGGGGCUGGCCUGCUCUGAAAGACUUGAUGGGCCAAAUACCCAUCCAGCAGAAAACCACAACCAAGAAACCACAUAUAGUAAUCCAGAUCUCUUCAGUAGCAACCCUCGGCCAAACAAACAAAUGGCUCAAAGACGUCUUCUUCAAAGCCCUCACCCCAACCACACAACCAACAACCUACUCAAUAAUCUUCCCAACCCCAGACGAGAUCCGUCGCUCCUUAAACGGCUACAACUCCGGCGGCUCAAUCCACAUGAAAACCCAAAGCGCAGCACAACAAAAACAACUCCAAUACAUGCGUCCCUACCUCUGCCAGUGGGCAGGCGAUUCCAUCCCCCCAGGCCAAUGCAUCGACUUAUCCGAAGACGAUCCGCCAAAACGCGAAGCAGGCCGCGCCCGCGCAGCUCCACAUAUCAAAACUUACAUCCGUUUCGCAGAUUCAGAUAUGAAGACUAUUGACUGGGCGAUGGUGUCGUCGGCGAAUCUGUCCACGCAGGCGUGGGGUGCGGCGACGAAUGCGAGUGGCGAGGUGCGCAUUUGUAGCUGGGAGAUUGGCGUUGUUAUUUGGCCGGAGCUUUUCCGAGAUGGGGGUUUUGGCGAUGCUGCAUCUGCAUCUGCUUCUGAAUCUCGAGCGGAGGGGAAAUCGCCCGCGCCGGACGCAUUGAUGAUUCCCUGCUUUAAACGGGAUCGUCCUGUUGUGUCUGAAGGGGCAGAGACGGCUUCUGUGGUCGUCGGGUUCCGGAUGCCUUAUGAUCUUCCGUUGACACCGUAUGGUGCAGGUGAUGAGCCGUGGUGUGCGACUGCUUCGCAUCCUCUGCCGGACUGGCAGGGGCAGAGCUGGAUUGUAUAA